Messenger RNA from Phodopus roborovskii (desert hamster), 1597 nucleotides. RefSeq names its product CCHC-type zinc finger nucleic acid binding protein (gene Cnbp). Gene Ontology annotation, cellular component: cytoplasm. Gene Ontology annotation, biological process: positive regulation of cytoplasmic translation. The record is from RefSeq and is a predicted model, not a curated record. NCBI's taxonomy places the organism in Eukaryota, Metazoa, Chordata, Mammalia, Rodentia, Cricetidae. Bases 185 to 721 code for a protein of 178 amino acids. The transcript has 5 exons. Gene Ontology annotation, molecular function: zinc ion binding; single-stranded RNA binding; mRNA binding.
GCGUGGGCGAGGCGGAGGAGAGCCGUGCGCAGCGGCGUGUGAGGAGCCGUGUGCAGAUCCGCGUGUGGCGCAGGCAAGGACCCUGGAAAUAAACAGCCACUGCUUUGCGAGUCGCUUACCUGGGCCUGCGUCCGAGUAUCCACCGCUGUGGGCAGCUCAGACGCCGAAGCUUUUAAUUGCAGCUAUGAGCAGCAACGAAUGCUUCAAGUGUGGACGAUCUGGCCACUGGGCCAGAGAAUGCCCUACUGGCGGAGGUCGGGGUCGUGGAAUGAGAAGCCGUGGCAGAGGUGGUUUUACCUCGGAUAGAGGGUUCCAGUUUGUUUCCUCCUCUCUUCCUGACAUCUGUUACCGCUGUGGUGAGUCUGGUCAUCUUGCUAAGGAUUGUGAUCUUCAGGAGGAUGAAGCCUGCUAUAAUUGCGGUAGAGGUGGCCACAUUGCCAAGGACUGCAAGGAGCCCAAGAGAGAGCGAGAGCAAUGCUGCUACAACUGUGGCAAGCCAGGCCAUCUGGCUCGCGACUGUGACCACGCGGAUGAGCAGAAGUGCUAUUCUUGUGGUGAAUUUGGACAUAUUCAAAAAGACUGCACCAAGGUGAAGUGCUAUAGGUGUGGUGAAACUGGUCAUGUAGCCAUCAAUUGCAGCAAGACGAGUGAAGUCAACUGUUACCGCUGUGGCGAGUCAGGGCAUCUUGCACGGGAAUGCACAAUUGAGGCCACAGCCUAAUUAUUUUCCUUUGUCGCCCCUCCUUUCUGAUUGAUGGUUGUAUUAUUUUCUCUGAAUCCUCUUCACUGGCCAAAGGUUGGCAGAUAGAGGCUGUUCCCAGGCCAGUGAGCUUUACUUGCAGUGUAAAAGGAGGAAAGGGGUGGAAAAAAACCGAAUUUCUGCAUUUAACUACAAAAAAAAAGUUUAUGUUUAGUUUGGUAGAGGUGUUAUGUAUAAUGCUUUGUUAAAGAACCCCCUUUCCAUGCCACUGGUGAAUAGGGAUUAAUGAAUGGGAAGAGUUCAGUCAGACCAAUAAGCCCUUCUGGGUUUAAGUGUGUUCCCAUGUAGGAGGUAAAACCAAUUCUGGAAGCAUUGAGCUUCCAUAAAUAACAUUAAUUUUUUAGCAUAAUGACGGCCUUGGAUUGGCUGACCUCAGUAGCUACUAAAUAACAUCAAGUAACAUCUGUAUCAGGCCCUCAUAGAACAUACAGUUGAGUGGGAGAGUAAACUGAAAAGACAAAUGUGUUGAUGGCUAUACCAGGGAAAUCGGGAUAAAAGCCUAACACAGGAGCAGCUUCAUCCCAUGCAGAUGGUGAUGGUAAAGGUGUAGAACACAUUUUUUUUUUCAAAGACUAAAUCUAUAAAUCUAAAACCCAGAGUAAACAUCGCUCAGAGUUAGCAUAAUUUGGAGCUAUUUAGGAAUUGCAGAGAAAUGCAUUUUCACAGAAAUCAAGAUGUUAUUUUUGUAUACUAUAUCACUUAGACAACUGUGUUUCAUUUGCUGUAAUCAGUUUUUAAAAAGUCAGAUGGAAAAAAGCAACUGAAGUCCUAGAAAAUAGAAAAUGUAAUUUUAAACUAUUCCAAUAAAGCUGGAGGAGGAAGGGGAGUUUGACUAAA